AUGGUAGUCACAAAAGUAAGAUUCCUGGCCAUCUGGUGGCCCCUGAAAUGUCAAAUCACCAAGCGGCGAGCGAGAAUGAUGAUUGUCUUCAUCUGGAUCUUCGCCAUCAGCGUCACCACGCCCUGGGUCUUCUUCUUCGACCUGGUUGUGGUCUUCGACGACAACCCACAUGUUCGGCUUUGCCUUGAUGUCUGGCCAAACCCCAUCAGUGAGGUUCUCUACUUUGUUAUUGGGAAUCUCAUUUUCUGCUACAUCCUCCCCAUGGUUCUCAUAACUAUGUGCUACAUCCUCAUUUGGAUCAAGGUUUGGAGAAGAUCAAUCCCAACUGACACCCAAGAUGCUCAGAUGGAAAGAAUGCAGCAAAAAUCCAAAGUCAAAGUCGUUAAGAUGCUGGUCGCUGUUGUCAUACUUUUCGUCUUGUCUUGGUUCCCACUGUACCUUAUCUUCGCAAGGAUUAAGCUUGGAGGACCUAUACAAAAAUGGGAGGAAGAAAUGUUCCCUGUUGUAACACCUCUGGCCCAAUGGCUAGGCGCUUCAAAUUCUUGCAUAAAUCCAAUAUUAUAUGCAUUUUUCAACAAGAAGUACAGAAAGGGUUUUGUAGCUAUAAUUAAGAGUAGGAAAUGCUGUGGAAGGUUACGCUACUAUGAGACCAUCGCUCUGCAAUCAUCGAGUACUUCAACGAGGAAGUCUUGGCAUUACAACAAUAACAACCAUCCGUCAAUCACUCGGCGAUCACCUCCCGUCGAUAAGAACGCAGUGUCGUUUAUCUUCAACCACACGGGAGUGUAA
This is a messenger RNA of Spodoptera exigua (beet armyworm), 789 nucleotides long. The record is from the annotation of a GenBank genome assembly. NCBI's taxonomy places the organism in Eukaryota, Metazoa, Arthropoda, Insecta, Lepidoptera, Noctuidae.